AAAUAUUCAACCAGUUUACUGCAAAGUAAUCAGAAGUGUUUUUAGCAAUAAUUUAGUUUCAUGUUAUAAGUGAUCAUAUAAAUCAUCAUGACAGAUUCAAUUGAAGGGAAACGAAAUGGUAUUUAUUCAUCCAUGGAUUCGUUGAAACCUAAGCGAAAGAUUAAACUUCGCUGGAUUGUGAUAACAAUUAUUGCCCUACAAUCAUUUGUAUUAAUAGCGAUCAAAAUGUGUAUGAGUUUAGCUGUUGUAGCGAUGAUCAGUGAUGUAACUUGUAAGGUGGAUAAUUCAACAGGUCUCAAGUCCAAAGGAUGCUACGAAUCGGAUACUCAUCGUGAAUAUCAUGUCGACUGGAGCGACUCACAAAAGAGUCGAUUUCUUCAGUCAUUCAUUUGGGGUUCAUUAGGAAUGGCCAUUUGCGGUGGACGAAUCGCCGAAAUCUAUGGUCCUCGGAAAGUUGCCUCAAUUGCGAUUCUAACAACUGGACUUAUAAACCUUUCAUUUCCAUGGAUCGCUAGACGAUCCUAUUGGUAUUCUUAUUUAGUUCGUCUUGCCCAAGGAAUAUGUUCAGCGAUAGCAGUGCCAACAUCGCAGGUCAUAUUAACUCGAUGGAUUCCUCAGCAAGAAAAAACAAUCGCCAGUUCCAUAAUCACAUCAGGAGCUCUUUUCAGUGGAGCUUUAACUCCUCCAAUCGUUGGUCUAAUGGUCAGUGGCGAUUUCCUAGGUGGUUGGCCUUUAGUCUUUUACUCUUUCGGUGCAACCGCUAUAAUAAUGAGCGUAGUGGUGUUUAUAAUGAUUCGAGAUGAUCCAGGAAAACAUCCGCUAAUUAAACAAGAUGAAUUAAUUGAGAUCAUGCAACACAGAUUAGUUAGAAAAGGAAAAGCAAAAAGUUUACCAUGGGGAUCGUUAUUAGCUUCUCCAGCAAUAUUCGCCAUUUUAUCGGCUAAUUUCUGCUACUCUUGGACCGCUGGAUUUUUCUCUCAACAAUUAUCAUCUUUCUACAAGGAUGUUCUCCAUGUUAGCUACAAAUCGAAUGGAGUCAUGACUGCUCUUCCUUACAUUGUCUCCAUUCUGGUCAACUACACCGCUGGAUAUUUGGUUGAUUGGCUGCGAGCAAGUGAAAUAUUGUCCACAAUUAGACUACGAAAAAUUUGUACCUUCAUUGGUUAUGGGGUUUAUGCUGCUUGCUUGUUCUUAAUUCCAUUUGUUGGUCCACACAUAGGAACCGUUGUAAUAUUGGCCACAAUUGCGAAAGGAUUUGGUGCUCUAAACAUCGCUGGUCCAGGUUCCAAUCAUUUGGAUAUCUGUCCAAGUUUUGCUGGUACAUUCAAUGGCCUUGCUCGAACGAUUGCCGAUACAUCACAAAUCUUAAUGAACGAAGCAGUGGCCUGGUUAGUUGGCGAUAAUCCCACACCCGAGAGAUGGUACUCAACAUUUUACUUAUCAGCGAUUUUAAUAGUUAUCGGAGCCAUUUUAUAUGUUCUUUUGGCUUCAGCUAAGGUUCAACAUUGGGACCCUGCUUAUCGUAAGCCUGAUAAUCAACAAAACACAAUUGGUUCACCGAAAAAGGCAAAAUCUGAAUUCAGAGUGAAAGUAAAAGAGGAAGAGAAAUAUUAAAGUCACAUUUCAUUUAUAAAAAAAAUGGAUCAACAAUUGAAAAUUUUAAGUCACUUCCCUUUUCAAGUUCAAACUUUUUUAACCUUCACGAUUAUUUAAUAUCAAAUAAUAAACCUGCAGUUAAUAUAUCGGGUGACCGAAAAUGAUUGAGUAUCUCACGAACUUUAAGUUUUAGAUCCACAUUUUUAUAAAUUUUGAGAAAGUGAAUUUUACGCUGAGUCCAAAAAUGUUCGGCUUUUUUUUCUAGGACGUACGGUUCUCGAGAAAUCGAGUGGUCUGAAAAGCGAACGGUUGACUUUGGACUCAAAAUUUUUGGUCAAAAUUAACGGAAAUUGCUCUUUAACUUCCCCAUUAUAAAUUUCUCAUAGAGAAAAUCGCGAUUUGGUCUUUAAAUAAGAACCACAGUUGCAUUUGAGCUUCGAAAAUUUUGAAAAAAUUAUUUAUUUAUAUUUGAUCGAUGGCGCUUCCAAUGAAGUUUGAAACUUUAUUCUAGGACUUACCAUUCUUGGGAUGCUCACUCAUUUUUGGUCACCCGAUAAUUAAAACGAUCUCGAUAAACAUACGAAA
Panonychus citri (citrus red mite) is the source of this 2181-nucleotide messenger RNA. RefSeq lists its product as uncharacterized. NCBI's taxonomy places the organism in Eukaryota, Metazoa, Arthropoda, Arachnida, Trombidiformes, Tetranychidae. The record is from RefSeq and is a predicted model, not a curated record. The transcript is spliced from 4 exons. Gene Ontology annotation, molecular function: transmembrane transporter activity. Gene Ontology annotation, biological process: monoatomic anion transport; transmembrane transport. The coding region runs from base 88 to 1614 and encodes 508 amino acids.